Messenger RNA from Ostreococcus tauri, 975 nucleotides. Its product is annotated as unnamed product. The transcript has a single exon. The record is from RefSeq and is a predicted model, not a curated record. NCBI's taxonomy places the organism in Eukaryota, Viridiplantae, Chlorophyta, Mamiellophyceae, Mamiellales, Bathycoccaceae. The coding region runs from base 1 to 975 and encodes 324 amino acids.
AUGGCGUGCGGGGCCACCGAGCUCGCAUCCGUCGAGCACUCGAGUGGGGUGACGCGCGACGCGAGCGCGCGAUGGAUCGUGUGCGCCGACGGCGUCGACGCGAGCGAUGUUAUUCGCGAGCUCGACUCUGUGUGCGAGAGCGUCGAGGCGGGUUCGGCGCGUGUGCGCGCCGUCGGCGGCGCCCUGCGCGCGUUGGCCAAGCGCGCGUCUCGUCCGUUCGCCGUCGUCGCCUUUGAUAACGAGUCGAGGAGAGGUUUGGCGGUUCGCCAUCACCGCGCGUCGUGCGUGCGUUACGGUCACGACGAAAACGGCGCGCUCGUGCUCACGAUUGGCGGUACCUUUGAUGACGCCGCGCUCGACCUGGAGGAACUCAGCCCUGGGCGCUUCGUCUUCGGACACGGCUACGUCAAGCCGAUGGAAUUCGGGGAGUUCUGGGCGAGUGCUCGCGCCAACCGCGCGGGAUCUCCGGCAAAAUCGGCGACGAAGCGCUACGAACCGAUUCCGCGAUCUCCGCUCGCGCCGAAGAAGGUUCAAGGGGAGGUCCCGCGCUUGGCUCCGGCGUCCGCCGACGCGUACGCGCCGCCAGCCGUGCGCGCGGCGAGAAAGGCUGCCGAGGAGCGCGCCAAACUUGAGGCUGAGGUCGAAUCUCGCAGAAAUAGCGAGGCUGUCGAUCGCGAAAUCGCCAUCUCGCUUCAAAAUCAAGAGCGAUUGGCUUCGGCGCUCGGCGGCGCGCUCACGUCGGCGCUCAUGUCCGCCGUAUCGCGCGCAAGUCUCUCGACGGAACAAACGUUGUUGGAGGUAUCUCGAUUCCAUGCCGCUCGUGCGGGUCGACAAAACGUCGAGGCGGUUUCGAGCUUCUAUUCGCCCGCUCCGAGCGACGAACGGAAGUCCUUCGACACGUGCGCCCGAGUGUCCAUCGACAGCCGCAGAGGCUCGGUGGAUUCACGCCUCGAUCGCCGUCGCGCCGCCGCCUAA